This is a messenger RNA of Pelobates cultripes (western spadefoot toad), 3163 nucleotides long. NCBI's taxonomy places the organism in Eukaryota, Metazoa, Chordata, Amphibia, Anura, Pelobatidae. The record is from the annotation of a GenBank genome assembly.
AUGAAGCUGAAGCAGUUGGAUGCUGGAGCCGGACAGGUUUAUGGGGUCAACGAUGCCGAUGACAUAUUCCGUUUGAAUGGUGAUAACUGGGAGCAGGUUCCAGGAAAACUGAUACAUGUCAGUGUGGGUCCAGCCGGUGUUUGGGGUGCAAACAGACAGAACAGCAUCUACAAGAUUCAAGAUGGCGUCUGGGUGAACGUAGAAGGUAAGAGUUUACUGGUACAUAGGUCAGUCUUUAGAAUGAGCCAUUAAAGGUGAACUGUGAAUGUAUACGCUACAGAAAUAGAUACCUGAUAUACAUCUAUAAUGUUUUUUAUUUAGGGAUACAAUGUUUUAUUUAAUGGAUAACGUGUUCUGAUACAUUCCCACAUGGCCAUUUAAGUUCCCUUUCUCUCCUUUUUAGCUUACAUUUUCAAAAGUUGUCGGUUAUUAAUACUGAUUAUAUUUGAGUAGCUGUAUUAGUCAAAUAAUGUGUAUGCAAAACAAUGAUUUAUUGUAGUUUCUUUUAAUACCUUUUUUUAUUGGAUGAUCAUAAAUUCACAGUGAUGAGCUGACAGGAGUUUCUCCCUUUAUCAAAUUCAAAGCAUUUCUGACCAGUGAAGUGAAACAAGCAAGCUAAGCUAUCUGUAAUACAUGUUUAAAGGAGUAAAAACAGUUAUUCCAGGCAUGGGCUUCUACAGGACAUUUUCCACUGGGAAGGGGGCAUUAGUGUAAUGACAUUCAUGCUCUACCCCUUUUGACAGUGUCGUGAAGGGGAGGGGCAUAGUCAUUAUCACAUAAAGAGCAGGCAUGCAAAGGGUUAAGAAACCUGAUGCAAAAGAUUAAUAAAAUAAUCAAGUUGCCAUUGUUUGAUUUGAGUGUUGCAAUUUCUAAUCUGUUUUAAUGUUAACACUAUUUAAUGCACCACAUGAGUCAUACACACAUAAUUAAGGCACAAUUACUGAAUUAUAAAAAUAAAAAUGACUGCACUCAAAACUACCACCACAGCACUAGGUAGCGUGCACAGCAGUUGCCACAGUACUUGGAGACAUUCACAGCACCAGAAUAUGCCCACAGUACCAGAUUGCACCCACAACACUUCCCGCACCUUAUAAAUGCCAUUAAUAAUAAUAAUAAUAAUAAUAAUAAUUUUAAAAAAGGGCCCUUAGGGAGGCCCUCUAACAGAGGCCUUCUCAGCAUCCAUUGGAGAGCCUGUUAGAAAAAAAUAAAUUUUACCUGUUUGUCUCUUAGCCCCCAACACCAAUGAUCCAGUCCCUGCAAUAGUUUCAAUAUUACAUUUUCAAAGGUUAGGAUAUGGUUAUAAGGUUAUUAAAGGCUAGGAUAGGAGAAAGAAGUUUGAUAGGACCUGCUAGAAAGACUACAGGCUUCUAACGACUUACAGCUGCAGUCUAGGAGCAAGACAACAGGUUUUUGACAUUUUAGACAUUAGGAAAGGGUAUACUGCCCAGUGUAUUUUCUAUGCUUUGUGCAGCCCCAAACACACGGUGGGCAGAAGUAAUGCACCUACUUAACCCUUCCAUGACUGUAGCCAUUCCCCUUUUCUCUAAUGUAUCAUAGUCCACAUAUGUGGUAAUAGUGAAUCUCAUUACACGGGACAUACAGCAGACAUGGAACUUUAACAAAAAUUAAAAAAUUAGGGACUACAUCCUUCUACUCUGACUUCAUACAUGAAGUCCUGAAUUAUUUUCUAUAAUCUCAAAGGUGAUGAUUAUCAACUAGUUAUUUCCAUGUGUUAUUAGAUUGAGAUUUAUUUUUUAUCAGAGCCUGUCAAUCCACGUGUGUUUCCCACACUUCCCCCCAUGCCUCAUUUACCUGAUCUGUAGUCUGCCCCCCAUGCCUCAUUUACCUGAUCUGUAGUCUGCCCCCCAUGCCUCAUUUACCUGAUCUGUAGUCUGCCCCCCCAUGCCUCACUUAACGGAUCUGUAGGUUGCCCCCAUGCCUUACUUACCUAAUCUGUAAACUGCCCCCCAUGUCUCACCUGCCUGAUCUGUACCAGAUCAGGCAAUUAAUGGAUGGUUUCACCCUGGUCACAGUUCCUGCAUUCAGUCAUGCAUAGAGCAUCUCUUGAUGUAGAGGAAAACGAUUCCGUCAUGCUAUAUGUUUUAUUGUUGUGAGUGGCCAUGUGAUUUGUGCAGAUAUGCAGACAACGUUUGCAGUGUGGUUUGCUUCAGGACGUGCAGGUGUUACCCUAUUAAUUUUACUAAAGCUUCAAUCCCAUGAGGAAUCCAGGAAGUGUACAAAGGAACUCAUUUUAAAUAUCCUGUUUUCUGCUUCUAAUUUUUUUUAUAGGAUCCCUUAAACAGGUGGAUGCAGGGGGCAACAUAUUCAUAGGCGGUGUGACCGGCUCUGAUAAGGUUUACUGCAAAAACCAGGAUUCCACUCUUUCCAGGAGGGCAAAUCUCCCUUUCACCGAAAUUGAAGGCACCUUGAAGUAUUAUAGCUGUGGUCUCUAUGGCUGCUGGGGAGUGAACAAAUACAAUGCAGUAUUUUUUCGUCGGAAUGUGACUCCAACUAAUUGCCAAGGCAGUGAAUGGCAAGGUGUGGAAUAUAGUAUGACUAUGGUGGAAGCUGGCACAGAUGGAUCAGUAUAUGGAAUUGCCUUCCAUGGCAUGGUAUUUAAAAGGUACGUACUGACUAUUUAUCUGUUUUUAUUUAUCUGUUUUAAAACAUAUAUUCACUGUAACUAUAAAAAACAGACUGUAUAUGCAUAAAUAUGUAAUUUUUACAUUGUAUUCGGGGCAUGGUAGGAUUUGUUGUACCCUUAGUUUCUAGUGUCACCUACAAGCCAAUCCAGGAAUGUGCUAGAGGAGACUAGACAAACAUGACUAUAAAUAAUAAUUGUGUCUGUCUUUUCCCCACAGACAAGGAAUCUCUUCUUCAAACCCACUUGGGACUGAGUGGUCUCUGCUGGAUACAUUUGAUUACUUUAAGCAUGUCUCGUAUGAUAACGGAGUGCUAUGGCUUAUUCACCCAGAGGGAAAUGUCUACAAAUGUUAUGGCAGCUAGUGUGCAUGGGCAUCAAUUAACAAAUCAGUUUUCUGUUACCUUUACUGAAUCUGUAAUCUUCUGUUUUCUAUGGACAUCAAGCAAAGUAAAUUCUAUGUGAUUCCAUCAUUGUGAGCUUUUAUUAGCAGUAAUCAGGCAUCUGUCUUCUUCAGUGAGU